Stylophora pistillata is the source of this 1374-nucleotide messenger RNA. Its product is annotated as tRNA-dihydrouridine(20a/20b) synthase [NAD(P)+]-like. The record is from RefSeq and is a predicted model, not a curated record. Gene Ontology annotation, biological process: tRNA processing. Gene Ontology annotation, molecular function: flavin adenine dinucleotide binding; tRNA dihydrouridine synthase activity. NCBI's taxonomy places the organism in Eukaryota, Metazoa, Cnidaria, Anthozoa, Scleractinia, Pocilloporidae.
CGCAUAUGUGCACCAAUGGUUAGAUAUUCAAAGCUGUCUUUUAGAACUCUCGUCAGAAGAUAUGGUUGUGACUUGGCAUACACUCCGAUGAUAGUCUCUGAUUCUUUUGUAAAAUCAGUGAAAGCCAGGGACAUGGAAUUUACCACUAAUCCAGCUGAUCGCCCCUUGAUAGUUCAGUUUGCAGCAAGCAACCCAAAGGAUUUUGCUGAUGCUGCUGAAAUUAUAGCACCGUUUUCUGAUGGUGUUGAUCUCAAUUGUGGCUGCCCUCAAAGGUGGGCCAUGCAAGAGGGAUAUGGUGCAAAACUGAUCAGAACACCAGGGUUAAUAAAAGACAUUGUGAGGCAGACUGUGGCACGAGUUCCUGGAUUCCCUGUGUCAAUCAAAAUUAGAAUCCAUGAUGAUUUAAGUAAAACAGUGCAGCUCUGUCAGCAAGCUGAAAAGGCAGGGGUGGCAUGGAUAACAGUUCAUGGAAGAACAACAAGACAGAGAGGGGAACCAGCAAACUGGGAGGCAAUAAAAGUGAAGAGUGUUCAGUGAGCUUAAAAGUCUACCUGCAGUUUUGGAAUAUCUUCGAGUAAAUUACAAUAUCUAAAGCAGGAAAGUGGUGUAAAAAGUUUACUGCAAGUCUGUUUGGGAAUACCCUGAGUUUAACUGUUGGAUUAUCAGUGGAAAAGGAAGCAAAAGCAAGCAAGGAUCUGAUCAUCAUCAGUGGAAGGCAUGACAUGAUGCUGCUAAAGAUGAAGUUACAUUUUCUGCUUAGCAAUAAAUGUUGUAUCAAAGUAAGGGUUUCAAAUCAAAGGCCAGUUAGCAAAGGUCUACUGGCAAUAAAUGUUGGCUCAGAGUUAGGGGUUUCAAAUAAAGGCUGGUUAGCAAAGGUCUACCACUGCCUGAAGACCUCCUACUGCGAUCUAUUUAGCCUACAAACAGGCUCUAGCAUUCACCUUACAUCCCCUUUUCGGACACAACCACCCAAUUACACCCUUGGCAGUUGCCUAAGUAUGUAAAAAGUUAUGGAGACCCUGCAAAGUGUCAGAGAAGACUAUAUUCCAUCAUGCCUCAAGACAUCAAGCAAUAGUAAUGCUGAAGUGACUUCACAAGCAAACAUCUAACACCAAAUUCUCCUAACUAAUUUACAAGGAAAUGUGUAGCACCUAGAGGGGAGAAUUAUCAAUCACAUUCAAGUUUCAGUGUUUUACCCAAGAACUUCUUGACCCUUAAUCCAGUGUGCCAACUACUUCAGAAGCUGCUUAAGAAGGUUUAUGAACAAAUAAAAUCCAUAGAUUCAGACAUGAUUAUCCUUUUAUUUACUCGACUCAAAUUUUUUUAGAAAGAUGGAUGAAUAUCAAAGCAAUAAAUACAAUACUUUUUGGAAAA